Messenger RNA from Bolinopsis microptera, 3345 nucleotides. Its product is annotated as nitric oxide synthase, inducible-like. The transcript has 3 exons. Bases 1 to 3192 code for a protein of 1063 amino acids. NCBI's taxonomy places the organism in Eukaryota, Metazoa, Ctenophora, Tentaculata, Lobata, Bolinopsidae. Gene Ontology annotation, molecular function: FMN binding; nitric-oxide synthase activity. Gene Ontology annotation, biological process: nitric oxide biosynthetic process. The record is from RefSeq and is a predicted model, not a curated record.
AUGUCGUGGAAGAAGAACGUGGAACUAAAUAAUUUCUCCUGCAAUGGCUCCAUCCCCCUGACUGACACGUUACACCGAGAUAGCAGAGACCGCUCUGGACCAUGGGCACCCUGCCAGGCUUCAAAAAUACUCCUUGACGGACGGGGCCCACUGACUGAUGACGAAGCUGCCCUUCAAAUGGAAAGGUUUUUUGAGGACUACUACGCAGACACCGAAAAUUCCACUCCUGUUCAAGAACAACAUGUGAGAGUAUCUGAGGUACUAGUCUCGUUAGAGCUUACUGGAGGUUACGAGCACACUAUUAAUGAAUUGAGCUGGGCUACUAAGACUGCUUGGAGGAAUGCUCCAAGAUGUGUUGGUCGUGACAUCUGGAAAACUUUGAGGGUCGCUGAUGAGAGGAGUGCUGUAACCUGCAGAGAGAUCUUCGAGGCGACUUGUAAAAAUUUGAGGAUGGCUUAUAACGGAGGUAAAAUUAAUCCAUCCGCCACAGUUUUUCGUCAGCGCUACCGGAAAGACAAAGAUAAACCAGGGAUCAGAGUUUGGAACAAAGUCCUGCUCGGCUUUGCAGGCUUCGUAAAAGAUAACGGAGAGGUUAUAGGAGACCCUCAGAACGUUUACAUAGCCAAUCUUGCGCUGAGUUUGGGCUGGUUACCGAAGAGGGAGAAGUUUGAACUGCUACCCCUCAUUAUAACGGACAUCCACCAAAAUACGGAACUGUUUGAAUUUCCAGAUGAUAUAAAGGGGUACAUUGUGGACAUUUCUCACCCGACAGAGCCAGAGAUUACCAAGCUGGGUCUCAAAUGGUAUGCUAUACCCUCCGUGAGUUCCAUGAUGCUAGAGGCAGGGGGGAUCCAGUACACUUGCUGUCAAAUCGCGGGUUUCUUCCAGGACACUGAGGUAUCCAUAAUGAAUCUGUUGGCGGAGUCUAGAUACAAUCUCUUGGAACCUAUUGGGAGGGCGCUAAAGUUAGACGUUUCCAAGAACUCGACUUACUGGAAAUGCACAGUGGCUACGGAGCUAACAAAAGCAGUUUACGACAGCUUCACGCUUGCUCAUGUCUCCAUGACAGAUCAUUUGACUCUGGCAGAGAACUUCCAGUCCUUUAUGAAAGAGGAGAUAAGAACAAGAGGAGGGUGCCCGGCUGAUUGGAUCUGGAAUGUCUCCAUGACAGAUCAUUUGACUCUGGCAGAGAACUUCCAGUCCUUUAUGAAAGAGGAGAUAAGAACAAGAGGAGGGUGCCCGGCUGAUUGGAUCUGGGUAGUUCCACCAAUGUCUAGUGGUAUGGUGCCGACCUUCCAUCAAGAGAUGCUCCGGUACUCUUUAUCACCAUCAUACGAGUACCAGCCCCAUGCCAGGAUGUAUUUCAGACAAAACUGUAAAAAAGUAUCCUUCAGAAUACUGGCGAAAACGAUCAUGUAUUUCCUUGCUAUGAUGAAGAAAUGCCUCAACGAAAGGAAGCGUGUAACGAUAGUAUACGCAACAGAGGGUGGGACUGCCUUGAAGCUUUCUAGAGUUGCAGAGGCUCUUUUUGUGAGAGCUUUCAACGUAACCGUGUUACCCAUUACUGAAAUAACCGAAGAGGACGCCCUGAGGAUCCAUAUUGAUUGUUCUAAUGUGGUUAUCAUAGUUAGUUCAACUUACGGUUGCGGAGGAGCCCCCUCCAUGGGGGAGAACUUCCGUCAAAGUCUUCUUAACAAAACCUACUGUUUUGAUGGCAUAAAUUAUGCAGUUUUUGGACUGGGAUCGUCAAAGUGUAAGCAGUGGACACUUGCUUUUGACUUUGGUAAGCUCAUCGAUAGUGAAAUAGAGAAGGGGGGAGGAAAGCGGUUUUCUGAAAUUGGCUACGGUGACGAUCAAACCGACCAAAACCUAGCUUUCGAGACUUGGAUAAAGGACCUAUAUAGAAAAUGCUGCACUGAAUACCUACCCUCAAGCAUUCAAGCACUUGGGGUCGUGAGCAAAGAGAGAACUUUCGACUAUCUUUACAGGUGGAGAUAUUGCAACAAAAGAAGCCUCAAUGAAUGCUUCCAAGGGAUAGUUGGUCCUUUGAAAAAGGUUUUCGAAUUCACCAUUAAAGAUAAAAUAAAGCUUCCAUCAGGAAAGAAUUAUUUGCUUGUUCUAUCUUACAACUCCGAUGACGAGUCCGCAUUGUUUCGUCCAGGAGACCACCUAGGAAUAUUUCCUACAAACUUGUCGUCUAAAAAAGAUGAGGUGAUUAGACGUUUUCACGAUAUUCCAUUUCGUGGGAUUCCAUUAGUCCUAGAAGAAAAGAUAGCAGUCCAUAAGUCUUGGCGGGAGUGGAAUGUUAAUUUUUCAGGACUUACUUUUGAUGAACUCCUAUCCAAUGUUACAGACCUCAACAGCAUACCCCUCGGCUUAGAAAGAUUGCUGGAAACAGUGACAGUGGAGAAUGGAGAUAGUAAGAACAGACUAAGCAAGACUAAUACUACUAAAAUAGACUGUGCACAUUUCAUUGGAGAGAUGCCGACUAUCAAUAGACGACUCUACAGUGUGGCAUCUCUCCAGAACAAGGACCAUACCGUCAAUAUUUUGGUAGGCAUGCAGGAAUUCGGUAAAGCAGGAUUGACCACAGAUUUCGUGAAACAUGCGCCUAUUGGUGAGAAGAUUCAAGGAUACUUCAUCAGCAGCAAGGAGCAAAUGAGACUGCCCCAAGAUGACAACCUUCCUUUGCUCUUAGUUUCUGCCGGAUCCGGCUUUGCCCCUUUUAUGUCAUUUAUAGAGUUUAGGGAACGAGCAGUUCGCGCUGGUGCUAAAACAGGACCUAUAUUUAUCUUCCACGGUUGCAGGUUCAAGGAGCAAAAUUUUCUAAACGAGCUGCUGAAGAAAGCCAGUACUGUGCUGACUAUAAAGACCUUCAGAGCGUAUUCUAGAACCGAACCCGUCCAAUCUGAAGUGGGUCGGUUUCGUACAAUCUGUCACGAGAUUUUUGCUAGUAAUCCAGGUCCAACAACAGUGUCAGUGAAAAAAGGAUAUGUACAGGAUCUCAUAAAAAAAGAGGGUGAAGUGGUUGCCAGAGUCGUAAGAGAUGGUGGUUACAUAUAUGUAUGCGGAGGAACAAAUAUGGCUAUUGGAGUCAGGAGACAGUUAGAGAGCACUUUGGAGGAGUGGAGGAGUGUGCCGCUAGGGGAACUGAUCAUUAACAAAAGAUAUCAGGAAGAAAAGUUUUCAUGAUUCACACCGACCUGCCCAGAACCUCGUGCCUCAGAACCUCAUUUAACCCUCGCGGCGCUCCUUUCAAGCACGUGUACUACUGCCCCAGUGACUCCGAGCUUCUGGUCGGGACCCAGUGAGAGGAGGCAACCUACCACGGGUAACAAACAAGAU